CAUCCGGCCCAAUAAUCAACCCCCGGCCCAAACCCACCAUACCCUAAAAACAAACCUACAGCAAUUAUAUAAAACCCUAAUCCCCAAAUCACUCCGCCUCCAUUCACAACUUCAGCCAUGUCGAAGCGAGGUCGCGGAGGUUCCGCAGGGAACAAGUUUCGGAUGUCGUUAGGUCUGCCGGUGGCUGCAACAGUGAACUGCGCCGACAAUACAGGUGCGAAGAACCUGUACAUCAUCUCCGUCAAGGGGAUCAAGGGACGGCUUAACCGGCUUCCGUCGGCUUGUGUUGGAGAUAUGGUUAUGGCAACUGUUAAGAAGGGGAAACCGGAUCUUAGGAAGAAGGUUAUGCCCGCUGUUAUUGUCAGGCAGCGUAAGCCGUGGCGCCGAAAGGAUGGUGUCUUCAUGUAUUUUGAAGACAAUGCUGGAGUUAUUGUCAAUCCUAAGGGAGAAAUGAAAGGAUCUGCAAUUACUGGACCAAUUGGAAAGGAAUGUGCUGAUCUAUGGCCUAGAAUUGCAAGUGCUGCCAAUGCAAUUGUUUAAGACUGGUCUGGAUUUUUGUGUUUGUUUACCGGUGUAGUAUCUGUUUUGUUUUGACUGCAUAUUUUUAAAUUUCAGUGGUGUUGAGAAUUUUGCUAGAAGUGAACUGUGUUUUUGGUUUUUGGUGCAAUGAAGUUAAAAUUCUAUAUGUUCAA
Messenger RNA from Helianthus annuus (common sunflower), 692 nucleotides. Its product is annotated as 60S ribosomal protein L23. Gene Ontology annotation, cellular component: ribosome; cytosolic large ribosomal subunit. NCBI's taxonomy places the organism in Eukaryota, Viridiplantae, Streptophyta, Magnoliopsida, Asterales, Asteraceae. The transcript has 4 exons. Bases 118 to 540 code for a protein of 140 amino acids. The record is from RefSeq and is a predicted model, not a curated record. Gene Ontology annotation, molecular function: large ribosomal subunit rRNA binding; structural constituent of ribosome. Gene Ontology annotation, biological process: translation.